CCUUAUUGGUCAGUUCUCCGGAAGCUGAGUGAUGUGGUUUCGCGAGCGCUGCGCUACGACCUCGGGGCCGCCGGGCUCGGCGUGAGUGAGCUCCGGCUCAGGAUGUUCGUCCUGGUGGAGAUGGUGGACACCGUGCGCAUACCCCCGUGGCAGUUUGAGCGAAAGCUCAACGACUCCAUUGCCGAGGAGCUGAACAAGAAAUUGGCCAACAAGGUGGUGGUCAACGUGGGACUCUGCGUCUGCCUGUUUGACAUCACCAAGCUGGAGGACGCCUAUGUAUUUCCUGGGGAUGGAGCAGCGCACACCAAAGUCCAUUUCCGCUAUGUGGUGUUCCACCCUUUCCUGGAUGAGAUUCUCAUCGGGAAGAUCAAAGGCUGCAGCCCGGAGGGUGUGCACGUCUCCUUAGGGUUCUUCGAUGACAUUCUCAUCCCCCCAGAGUCCCUGCAGCAGCCUGCCAAGUUUGAUGAGACGGAACAAGUCUGGGUGUGGGAGUAUGAGACCGAGGAAGGAGCACAUGACCUUUACAUGGACACUGGCGAGGAGAUCCGCUUCAGGGUGGUGGAUGAGAGCUUUGUGGACACGUCCCCCACAGGACCCAGCUCAGCAGAGACUGCCUCUUCCAGUGAGGAACUGCCAAAGAAGGAAGCGCCAUACACGCUUGUGGGAUCGAUCAGUGAACCAGGCCUGGGCCUUCUCUCCUGGUGGACCAGCAACUAGCUUUCAAGUGUACAGUGACUGCCUAGACCUGUGGAAAGGAAGGGUAGUCGGCAAGUUCUGUGGAGUGCCAUCAGCGUGUCCUCUACCUCCCCAGCCCUGCUCUGCCUCCUGGAGCCAGCCCCAAAGUGCUCCCCGCUGGAUUGUUUUUGAGACAGUCUCAUGUGUCCAGGCUGGCUCUCACUUGCUGUAUAGCACAGCAUAGCCUUGAGCUUCUGCUACCUCCGGAGUGCUGGGACUGCAGGUGGCAGCACGUUGGGUCGGUGCGGUAGUGGGGACGGAGCAUGCUGGGCAGUGCUCUGCCAAUCAAGCUCCUUCUCAGCACAGGACUUUAAUUUCUAAAGUGCUGCAGAUGGAACCAGGGCCUCUUGACUCAUGUUAGGCAGGUCUUAUACUACUGAGCUAGGCCCUUUCUAUCCCUGUGAACUUCCGGUUUUCAGAGCCAGCAGAAACAGUUAAUAAACAGUGGUGUCGGCGGCAAGAAACCCCACCCCAUUUAAUAGUUUAUCAUGAUCCAAGGUCAUGGAAUUGCCAAACUGGGACAGCAUGUCCUGCCUGACAAGGCCCACAGGCAGUGGACUUCGGUAUUUCUAGCUAGCUUAGUGGCACUGUGUUAAAGGUAGAGGCCAUUCUGGAGCAGGUGUUUUGGGCUGGUGCUACUAGUUAGUGAUGCAGGUGGAGCACCAAGCUGCAGCCAUCUUUCCCCAGCAUCUAGGAGUAACCUCCCAAACCAGCCCUGUCUAGGAAAUGAAGGUGGUAAGGGCUGCUGUGCCAGGGGUUGCCACUGCCCCAACUGUGACCACAAGAACUCUGUGGGGCUAGUGAUGCCCUGGGUCUCACAAAUGACUGCCCAGUCCUGAUGUCCUUUCUCCUCCUGGUACUGAAAUACUUGUGUGAUAAUACUGUUCUGUGACAAACCUCCAUGGCCUGUCUAGGCCUUUCCAUGUGAGAGGACCAGGUAGUGUUAGCUGAGGCUGCCUAAUCAACAGGAGCCUAUCUUGUCCCAGCCUUCUGCUACAGAGGCCAGGGCAGCGUGCAGCACACGCUUAUGAGCUGUGGCUUGGGGUAGAUCCCUCUUCAAGCUGCUCUGUAGCCCACUGGACCUGGUCCACCUGCCUCUGCCUCCAAGUGCUGGAAUUAACGUGUGUGCCACCACUGCCCACUUUAAGAUCGGCACUGCACAUACUCGGGUAGUUAAAGAGCAGGUCUUAGCAUAUCAUCCUCGGGAACACAGCAGGAGGCAGGUCCUGCUCUAAAGUUCUAGUCUACUGAAGGUACAUGGUCAGGGCAGAAGGGCAUGGAAUAGUGUUGUUAUCACUCCGGUCUUUGCUGCAGUGACCAGGGUCCAGAUACGACCAAGGCCUGAUGAAGCCUCUGCUGACCUUGAUCUAAAAAGGUGAGAUGAAACUGAUAAAGAGACACCAACCACUCUCACACAGAACAGUCAACAGAUUUAGAUCUUUUUUUCUCAUCAGAAUAAAAGGUUCUCUAAAAUCCUUCAGCCACCAGUGAAAUGAUCAGGCAGAAUAAAAACUUCUGUAGAGGGAGUGCUGUCAUCAAAAAUAAAUACAGUUGCAUGGUU
Meriones unguiculatus (Mongolian gerbil) is the source of this 2296-nucleotide messenger RNA. RefSeq names its product RNA polymerase III subunit H (gene Polr3h). The transcript is spliced from 7 exons. Gene Ontology annotation, biological process: transcription initiation at RNA polymerase III promoter; DNA-templated transcription. Gene Ontology annotation, molecular function: DNA binding; DNA-directed RNA polymerase activity. Bases 103 to 717 code for a protein of 204 amino acids. The record is from RefSeq and is a predicted model, not a curated record. Gene Ontology annotation, cellular component: RNA polymerase III complex. Lineage: Eukaryota; Metazoa; Chordata; Mammalia; Rodentia; Muridae.